Caenorhabditis remanei is the source of this 1005-nucleotide messenger RNA. RefSeq lists its product as uncharacterized. The record is from RefSeq and is a predicted model, not a curated record. NCBI's taxonomy places the organism in Eukaryota, Metazoa, Nematoda, Chromadorea, Rhabditida, Rhabditidae. Bases 1 to 1005 code for a protein of 334 amino acids. The transcript has 7 exons. Gene Ontology annotation, biological process: lipid metabolic process. Gene Ontology annotation, molecular function: phosphoric diester hydrolase activity.
AUGCUUAUUUGGUUCAUUGCGAUUGUGCUGGUAGCACUACUUGCAUGUCUGGCAAUCAAAUUCUUGGCUCUUCGUAUCGUUUUGGCGCUAAUACUAACACUUCCGAUUUUGAUCUCAAUUGCGUUUUGUGUUCUUCGCAGAAGUCCAGUCACCGAAAGCACUAGCGUUGUAUUCUUCAACAAAACCAGCGUCAUUUCUGAGCGCGGAGAAGCUCAUGGUGCUGUUCAUGAGAACACAAUUGCUGCUUUCCGUCAGGCUAAAGCAAAUGGAGCAGAUACUAUCAAAAUGGAUGUUCGGAUGACCAAAGAUGGAAUGUUGAUAAUUCUUCAUCCCGACAGUGUUAUUACUGACAAUGCGACUUAUGUUGUCAGUGAAACACAUUGGAUCCAGAUGAGCCUGCUCAAUGUUUACGGAGGUUCUAAUGGAACCAUUUUGACAUUCGACGAAGCUGUAUCCUGGUGUGAGGCAAACAAAAUGAACAUGAUCUGGCAUCUUCCAGAGUUUUGUGGCGACCUGCUCACAUACCUCCGUAACAAAAUCAUGCAAGACAACUUGUAUGGGAAGGUUGCCGUGACAACCUACAACCUUCUGGCGGCUGGAAGAAUGAGAUGUACUGACUCGCAGUUGUUGAUAGGAAUGAUUUGGAAGAGCACCGAAUAUUCGAUUUCUGAUGGAACAGCUGUAGGAAGCAUGUACACCUCUUGGUACUUCUCCAUGAUGGACACAUUCACCUAUUGGAGCAUUAGGUCCCUACUUCUACCAAAAUUCCUUGGAGUGGAUUUCUUGGCUACAAGUGUCGAUGACGCAGACAGAGCCCUCAUUGUGGAAUCCGCUGCAUCAAGCAUCAAAACCUUCAUCUACGAUAUCAAAACUAUCGAAGAACGUAAUUAUUUUGCUCGUCAAAUGGGACUUCCAAAUCUCGUUAAUUACCUUGUUGCCCUUGGAACUUCUUCCUCUUCUUCGUCAUCCGGAAAUUCGUCCAAUUCUAGUCGGAAAUCUAACUGA